AUGAACGAUGAAGAGGAACGGAUCUACAUGUAUUCUGAUAUUUUCUCGCAUGGACUGAGUGGAGAAGAACACAGCGACGAUACAGGCGAGAGGGAAAAAAAGAAGACCCAAAAAAAAAAAAAAAAUCUUAAGGAUAAUAACAUAAAGAAUGGAGAAAAUGAAUACAGUAAACUUCGGGCAGAAAACUCAACCAUUUUAAAUAACUACUUUGAUGUAGAACCCAUAAAAAGUUUUAGCCCUCAGGUGGUUAAUGCGUCCUUGCACAGUGACUUCUUGCAAUUUCCACAGAACAACGAACACACGCUGAAUAUCUUCGAUGGAGAACUCACCCAGCAUAAGCACUCCGUUCAGUUGCGCAAGCCUGGGUUCUACUGCAUCUACGUGGAAAAUAGCAACAAUAGCAAAUGGGAUAGCAUCUACUUUGGGUUGUCCAAGAUGCAGGUGGAAGUGAACUACAAACUGAUCCCGCAGAAUGAGGAAAAUGCCACUCAGGGGAAGGCUCAGGAAAGGAACAAAGAGGCCUUUCGAGGGAAACCCCAACGGAAGAAAAGCCCAUCGGCUAACCAGAAGGAGGAGGAAGGGGACCUCUCUGACGAUGUGCCCGAUGACGAUAACGAUGAUGACCAUCAGGAUGACGACGUGGAAAAGGAAGGAGAGGAAAGCGAUGUAGACGUGGAGGAAGAAAAAGGUGAAAAAAGAGAACCAAUGACAAUGGAGAAGGAAAACCUGAAUGAUGAAAUUAGCAGAAUCUGUAAUUUCAAUUUUGAUCAGACAGAUAUUUUAUUUCAAGAUUCCAAAGAAAUAAAAAACACAAAACAUAUGAAUAACAUUAAGGGGAGAAACAAAAACUGUUAUAAUAACCUGAGGGUGAAAAAUAAAAAAAAGGAGUCUGCUUUGUUUGAAGAGAAUAAAACGAAUACGGAAAGCUUUUCUUGCACUUUCCACAAUGAAAAUCAGAUAAGGGUUUCUUCGAAAAAGAAGAAAUACGUUUAUCUGUACAAUAACAGUGCCAAUAGUAUGCUACACUUGAAUGUGAGCACUUGCAUGUCCCUGGGCAUGACCAUCGAGUGUCGGUACGGGUUGCUUUACUGUGGCAAGUACAACCAGAUCCCGCAGGAUCCUUACACUCCGUUUAGGAAACGCGUUUCCAUACUGUCCCUGGACGGAGGAGGCAUCCUAGCCAUGUCCACGCUAAUCGUGUUGAAUAGAAUCGAAAAUGAAAUCAGGAAGGUGAUUGGCAACGACGACGUGAAAUUGAUCGAUUGUUUCGACAUGGUCUGUGGAACGAGUGCAGGUGGACUGAUUUCCUUGGCUCUUCUAAAACAGAUGGGCCUCCGAGAUGUGACCAAUCUAUUACCAAGUACCAUGCAAAAAAUAUUUGUAGGAAAUAGGAACAUAAUUUCUGGAAUCCUAUUCGAAGGUUACGACAUUAAUAAUGUUAAAGAUUUAUUUAUGGAAAAACUAGGAACGAUGAUUAUGUCAUCAUAUAAGAAAGUGUAUUGUUUCGUGACAGCAACUGAUGUGAAGCACAACCCAUAUAAGUUGUUCCUCCUGAGGAACUACACUCAUAAGUACAAUGCAAUAAAUGGAGAAUCUUACGAAGGGAUCAAUAAAUUUCCAUUAUGGCUAGCUGCAUGGGCAACUGCAUCUGCCCCAACGUAUUUGAAAGGACCCAGUUCUGAGGAUAUGAAAGAUCUAGGGUUCCAUAUAAAACCAGAAAUACACCUGGUAGAUGGAGCGUUGAAGGCGAGCAACCCUGCACUUAUCGCAUUGGAAGAAUGUGCCAGACUGAACAACAAAAAUCUUUCUUCCUUUAUUAAGGAAGACCUAGAUACAAUCGUUUCUAUAGGGACAGGAAAAUCUCCAACCAAAUUAACACAAUCAGCAGCUAGUGGGAAAUCUGCCUCCACAUUUGAAAUAAUAAUUAAUUCGGCUCAUCUACUAACAAGAGCAAAUGAAACACAUCGAGAAGUUUUGCAGUGGCUCUCCGACAGAGAGAAUACCUACUUCCGAUUUAACGUUCCCAAUAUUGGGGAUAUAAAUAUUGAUAGCCAAGAUGUUCGUGAUUUUGAUAUCAUCGCCAAGGCCACGCGGGACUACCUCUUCGAUGAAAAAUUCUACGAGAUAAAACGCUUGGCGCAUAAAUUAGCUAACAACUACAUGCGCUCCAGGUAUCUGUAG
Molecule: messenger RNA, 2181 nt
Organism: Plasmodium knowlesi strain H
Lineage: Eukaryota; Apicomplexa; Aconoidasida; Haemosporida; Plasmodiidae
Product: patatin-like phospholipase 1, putative
Exons: 3
Coding region: 1-2181 (726 amino acids)
Biological process (GO): fatty acid metabolic process
Cellular component (GO): membrane
Molecular function (GO): glycerophospholipase activity
Source: RefSeq, a predicted model, not a curated record